AUGGCGGAAGAAAACAAAUGGACUAAGGAAAAAAUAAAAUCUAAAAUAAUUGAUAACGAGCUAGAUUUAAGUCUUUGCAGUAUUACCAGAAUUCCUGUUAAGCAUUUGAUAUCAUUUACAAAAGUGACAGUGUUAGAUUUAUCUUGCAAUAAAAUUAACAUCAUUCCUGAUAAUUUUACAAGUCUUACACAUUUGGUUCAACUUGAUCUUAGUAAAAAUAGCUUAUCAGAACUUCCAGAAGAUUUCGGAAAACUUUUUAAACUAAAAAAACUUGAUCUACUUAAUAAUAACAUAUCAAAUUUACCACUAAGUUUUGGAAAGUUAAAAAAUUUAGUGUGGCUUGAUUUAAAAGGGAAUCCUAUUCAAGAAUUUCUUCCUGAAGUUGUUGGUGAUUGUUUGAAACCAGUGGAAUGUCAAACUUGUGCUAAAAGUGUUGUAGAAUACUAUGAAAACUUACAGUUUAACAAAGAGCAAAAUGAACUAAAAAAGAAAAGAAAGGAGGAAGAGCGUUUAGCAAAGCAACUUAAAGAAGAAGCUAGCUUGCGUCAAAGGAAACGAGAGGAGAGAAAAAAUAAGCAGCAAAAAGCUUUAAAAGAAGAAGAUUUAACAGUUAUAAAACAAGUGGAUAAAAAGAUUGAAGAUCCAAAAGAACAUAAAGCAAAUAUCUCAUCAGCUCGGUUUGUAUGGUUGAUUAGCUUUAUCGCGUUUGCAAUUAUCGUUUUACUAUUCUUAUUUAAAACAGACUUCUGUAAAGUUCAUGUCAUUCAGUACGUAAAUCGCUGGUCGAAAGUAUUGGUGGGUUCUUCAAAGAACAUUAUUUAA
Messenger RNA from Hydra vulgaris (swiftwater hydra), 822 nucleotides. RefSeq names its product leucine-rich repeat 1 (gene lrr-1). The record is from RefSeq and is marked provisional. Lineage: Eukaryota; Metazoa; Cnidaria; Hydrozoa; Anthoathecata; Hydridae. Gene Ontology annotation, molecular function: protein binding.